Messenger RNA from Marchantia polymorpha subsp. ruderalis, 2787 nucleotides. The record is from the annotation of a GenBank genome assembly. NCBI's taxonomy places the organism in Eukaryota, Viridiplantae, Streptophyta, Marchantiopsida, Marchantiales, Marchantiaceae.
GCGUGUCGCUCUGCUGGAUUCUUUGAGAUCCAGAGAGACAAGUGUUCGUGUGAGCCUUCCUUGCAGCGCUCUCGAUUCCACACUGAUUCCUUCUUCUUUGCUGGUGUCGAAGGAAGCUCUGUCUCAAGUCGAGGCAACGCGCUCAAGUCAGCGCAGUGGAGGCCAGUGGCCGAUGGCCAAGUGCAUUGAAGCUCGGCUCUGGUCCAGACAGCUGGCGCCCGGAUCCACUUCGACUCAAUUGCCAAAAGGAGCUCCGAGAGCUCAGCCGAGGACUUGGAACGAUGGAAGGAAGAAUGGAUGGAUGCAGGCCUCACAUUUGGAGCAUCCAUGGGAGAGCUGACGAGGUCCACGCAUCUUCCCCUUCUUCAGCUGCUGCUGCUGCUCAGCUCUAACUUCUGAGAUUCGUCCUCCACCUCCAAGUACGAGGGCACCUGUCCUCCCAGCUCAAGUUCGUCAUCUUCGGGGCCUCGGCUUAGAUUUGACCUGGGAGACCGACGGACUGAUUGACUGAGCAUCUCGAGUACAAUUGGAAUCGAGGAUUUCCACCGAAUCACGGAAGUUCUCGUCCUGGGCCACGGCCGAUGGAGGAAGCGGUGUGGCUGCAUCCGGGGCGUUACAAGGCGUCUCGAAAGCCACCUACCCCUUGUGCAAACAUGGCCCCCGACUUUAAGACAGCUCGCGAUUCUACCAUUCUCCGGGUGCGCACUCGCGGGAUCGGUCUCGUUUCGUCACUUUCCUGCGGCGCUGGGACCGAGUACGUCCCCGAGGACAUGGAUGGCCUCACGCAUGGACAAUUUCGGCCCAGAGCGAGAGCUGCAGCGGGCUCAGGAGGUGGUCGAGGACUGCAGGCUUUAUCGGUAAUAGGACCGACCAAGAUUCAAGUACCGAGUACGGGAAGUAUGAGCUCUGGGCUGGACUUGCCUUGCCUUGCCUUGCCCAUGAUUGCUCGCUGUACUGGGUGAGGAUUGAGGAUUGAGGAUCGAGGAGAGGGCUCGAAUGAGCUCGAUGAGAGGUUUUGGAGGUUCUACCCUUCUGUCGUGGGCGACAAGUAGCUUUGCUAAGCAUGACUUCGCUCGGGCCUACCAUCUCCAUGGAUCUCUGGGUGCAUCCUCCAUCGCUGAAGUAGAAAGCUCUUCUCACUGCUCUUCAUCGAUCGGGUCAAUAGAUGACCAGAACUCUCCAGCACACGGAACCAUCCACCCGCCAGAGAAUCGAGUAAUCUGUCCAGCAUCCAUGCGAGGUCGGGCAGCGUUUGAAAGCUCCCGCAAAUCUUUCACUUCAGUCUCUGCAAGUUGAAUCAAUUCCUGGGUGGUUUUCGGACCUGCACUUCGUGCCAUGUACCUAUACUCAAGGGCGGGCAGAUUCACGGUGCUCUUCUCUUCUUCCUCGAGCUCCUUUAUGUGAAUACUGGGGCCAAGUAGGUCCACCAUCAUUCAACUCGCUAUCUCUUCCAUAGACUCAUGGACUAGUUUCGCUCGUUUCGGUAGCAAACGAGAGAAACGUGGUUUCAGGGAUGUAUCCGAUUUUCGAUUUUGAGGUCGGAUCUUUGACAAGUCGUCCGUCAAAGCCAGGCUCACAUGAAUGUCCGAAGCAACCGUUUCGUCUUCAACUGUUCCGAACCAAAUCCAACCAGCCGAGCAUUUGAUGACUUUAUGUGCAAUUCACAAGUUGUGAUCUGCCGGUCAACUUGCCCGAUGCAAGCCAUGGCCCCCGACAAUGCUCGUUCCCGAAUAUGUCGAAAAUCACAUGGCUUCCAUGAAGGACGAAAUUCUGUCCUUCCGGGCCUGACACGAGGAAACGGGUUGGAAAUGAUUCCGCUGACAUCAGUCGUGUCCCUUCGAGUUCUGACCCCGCCGUGAUGCUCGUUUCUUCGCUGGCAGCAGAGAGUUGGACAAUUUAGCUCAUCCAUUGUGGGGCAUGAUGCGGGGUGCUGAAGAAUUCCGUUCAGUGUCGAAGUCAUGAGCCAUGAUCGUCGGUAAAGCUCUAGCGAUACGACACGAGACGAGCUUAUCGACUCACGAACAAACAUCGUUCAAGACUUGUCAACCUCUCGAUAUUCACAUCAUCAUCCUAAGUCUAGGUCCCGUGGGACAAUCCUCCAAAUAGCUUCCCGACGAUUGUCAAGCGACAAAAUCUGGGCCGCAAGAGGGCCUCGAAGAAGUCAUUCAGUAGCAAGCCUACGAACGCAUCUAAUUACACAUCCAUUGGAGUCCCAUGCUGACAUAGGCACCAGAUAUUGUGCAGACCGAGUCUGAAAAGGUAGCAGCGGUGUCAAAACACUGUGGGGCGAGAGACUCUCAUCCUGAGGCUGGCUCAAACCUGAAGCUACCUCGAGCUGUGAAAGAAGGGGCCACUUGAGUCGGGGCUUCAGUUCUCGACGAAUGGUGAGGAGCUUCGUGGAGGGGCCAUGUCGCUGAUCUGCUCGCCUUAAUUCUUCCGUAUUACAAUAUCACUUCGGGAGUGCGUGUCAUGGCAUACUGGUUGACGUCGGGACACCAGAAGCAGCCGAAGUCAAGUGUUGUCUUUCCUGCAUAGGCCCUUCACCGUGGUGAUCAGUUAGAAGGAUUCCCAAGGCCAGUACAGAAUGUGCUCGGUGUUCCACACAAUGACAUGGUUACCGUGUCACGAGCCUAGGUGCUAAAACAAUGUUUAGUCGGGCGCAGGUAGAGACUACUCUGUAGACUGCUGAACACUUUCACCGUUGUGAUUGCGUGAACCAUGUGUGAUGCACUUCAGAAGUUCCCCGUUCAAAACAUUUGACUCUACUCUGCACACUGCUAUUCCUGC